AUGCAAGCACAGCUGCGAUCAAGACUCAAGAGCAAGAAGUGGGGAGCUUUGAUGUUCGUCUGCAAUGACCUAAUGGUGUUUCCUGCCCAGAUAUUUGAUGAAAUUGUAAAGAAGGUGUUAGUGACAAAGAGCGAUAUGACAAAGGAUGACAUGGUAAACACACUAAUUGAAUGGCGUUUGAACGGCAUUCAAGAAGACCAGGCGUUCAUCUGGCCGCACUUCACACCCACCGUGUUUGCUCCUCCCCGGGCACCCUGGGCAUCUCCUGUGCUAUCUCACACAUUUCAUGGAAAUAUCGCUUGUCGUUCACUUACUGAUGCUGAAAGAAGGACAAUGAUGGAAGAUACGGCGAGGAGAAUGAAUUGGCACUCUGCAACUGGUGUUGGUCAUAUUCAUCAACUUCUCUGGGCACCAUGCGACAAUAGCGAUAUAGGGAAAGAAAAACUAGCUAAGGCCCUGAAUACAGAAGGCAUCGAUGCCUUGUUAUAUGUUUGUAUAGACCUCAAUCGAGUCCCCUUACAGCUGCCCAGGCGAGAAGUCAAACGGGUUCUAAUACACCAGGUAAUCACAUGGGUAGGUCGUGCAUAUCUCUUCGGUUCUUCCCACUUGAUGAGCCUCUAUUUGUGCAGCGCAUGA
Molecule: messenger RNA, 636 nt
Organism: Lentinula edodes (shiitake mushroom)
Lineage: Eukaryota; Fungi; Basidiomycota; Agaricomycetes; Agaricales; Omphalotaceae
Exons: 2
Coding region: 1-636 (211 amino acids)
Source: RefSeq, a predicted model, not a curated record